UUCGUCUUCGCUUUUGUUUCCGGUUAGUGGAACGUUCGCCAUAUUUUUCCAACAUGUGGGCAAACGAAGAAACAGAUUACAACCCUUAUGCAUUCAACUACUCCAUUCCUCAGGAAUAUGACAUGCACACAGGGGACCCCCGGUUGGACCAGGAGUACGAGCAGCGUUAUCAGCAGACAUCAUACAUCGUGCCGGAAGUGAUCAAAAACUUCCUCGUUCAGUUCCAGAAGGUGAUCAAUGAACAGAACCUGUUAGAGAUUCAGAACGCUUAUGAAAAUGGAUUUAAUAAGCUGACGGACAGAUUCUUCAAGAAUUCACCCUGGCCAGAAGCUGAACAUGUUGCACCAAUUGUUAACAAUGACCCAAUGUUUGUGAUUCUAUACAAGGAACUCUACUAUAGACACAUAUACGCUAGAGUUACGAAUGGACCCAGUCUGGAGCAGAGGUUUGAGUCAUACUACAACUACUGCAAUCUGUUCAACUACAUACUGAAUGCAGAGUGUCCUGUUGGUCUGGAACUGCCAAACCAGUGGCUGUGGGACAUCAUUGAUGAAUUUAUUUAUCAGUUCCAGUCUUUCAGCAUCUUUCGCUGCAAGUUGAGCAAGAAGAGUGAUGAUGAAAUUGAGUUCCUCAAGUCAAACCCUAAGAUUUGGAAUGUGCACAGCGUGCUUAAUGUUCUGCAUUCGUUGGUGGAGAAGUCGAAUAUCAACAAACAGUUGGAGGUUUACAUAAGUGGAGGUGACGCGGACAGCGUGGCAGGCGAGUUCGGCCAGCACUCUCUCUACAAGAUGCUCGGCUACUUCAGUCUGAUCGGACUGCUGCGGCUCCACUCGCUGCUCGGGGAUUACUACCAGGCCCUCAAGGUCCUCGAGAACAUUGACUUCAACAAGAAGAAUCUGUACUCGCGUGUCCCGGCAUGCCAGAUAACAACAUUUUACUUUGUCGGCUUCGCCUACAUGAUGAUGCGGAGGUACCAGGAUGCCAUUCGGACAUUCUCCAACAUUUUGCUGUAUAUACAGCGCACUAAACAGAUGUUCCAGAACAAGUCUCAGCUAUAUGACCAGAUUUCCAAGCAGAAUGACAAAAUGUACACCCUGUUGGCUAUAUGUCUGGUUUUGCACCCCAUGAGGAUUGACGAGAGUGUUCACUCACAACUCCGUGAAAAAUUUGCCGACAAGAUGCUGAGGAUGCAGAAAGGAGAUUCUGUCGAAUUUGAGACCUCUUUCUCAUUUGCUUGUCCAAAAUUCCUGUCACCAGUUGCACCAAAUUAUGACACUGUGGGAGCCGGUUUUCAUAAGGAACCAUUUCAACUCCAGCUGAAGGUUUUCCUAGAAGAGGUGACCCAGCAAAUUUUAAUACCAACAAUUCGGAGUUAUUUGAAGCUGUACACAACUCUCCCAAUAGCGAAACUCGCCACUUUCAUGGACAUGAGUGAGGAAGAGCUGCGGACACACUUGAUGUGUUUUAAGCAUAAAAUGAAGAACAUGGUCUGGACGAAAGGCACCAGUGGUCUAGAUGGGGAAUUUCAGUCGGCAUCUGAAGUGGACUUCUACAUAGACAAGGAUAUGAUCCAUAUAGCUGAUACAAAGGUGGCUCGAAGAUAUGGUGAUUUCUUCAUCAGACAGAUUCAUAAAUUUGAAGAGAUAACUAGGAAUUUGAAAGUACUGUGAUGGGUCAGAGUACAGAACAUUUGAUGCAGUAGAAUUUGACUAACAUUGACAUUCACAAACAGUUCAGAUAUAUUGAAGAAGAAAAAACAGAUCUGUGGCAGUAACUAGACAAUGAAAAUACUUUUAAAAGGAUAAAAUUGUACAAGAAAUCAAACUUAUUUGGAAUAAAUCUUAAUAUGAUUGGA
Messenger RNA from Gigantopelta aegis, 1855 nucleotides. RefSeq names its product eukaryotic translation initiation factor 3 subunit L-like. The record is from RefSeq and is a predicted model, not a curated record. Gene Ontology annotation, molecular function: protein binding; translation initiation factor activity. Gene Ontology annotation, cellular component: eukaryotic translation initiation factor 3 complex; cytoplasm. NCBI's taxonomy places the organism in Eukaryota, Metazoa, Mollusca, Gastropoda, Neomphalida, Peltospiridae. The transcript is spliced from 19 exons. Gene Ontology annotation, biological process: translational initiation. Bases 54 to 1670 code for a protein of 538 amino acids.